This is a messenger RNA of Lynx canadensis (Canada lynx), 6191 nucleotides long. It is a transcript of the gene CRYGS, whose product is annotated as crystallin gamma S. Bases 5535 to 6101 code for a protein of 188 amino acids. Lineage: Eukaryota; Metazoa; Chordata; Mammalia; Carnivora; Felidae. Gene Ontology annotation, molecular function: structural constituent of eye lens. The transcript has 3 exons. The record is from RefSeq and is a predicted model, not a curated record. Gene Ontology annotation, biological process: visual perception; lens development in camera-type eye.
ACAUAACUUGAUAAUUUGUUUCUCAAUAAUCUUCAUGUCAAGGUACAUUUGCUAUUUUUGGAAUUGACCAUAAUGUCUUGGGGCAUCCCAUUUGUUGGUGAGCUUUAUUAGUAGAAACAGGAGGAAGAUGGGCUUUUGAGAAGAAUAUACUUGACCAGGAAAAUGAAAAUGGAGAACUGAUUUGUUGUUUCUUUGAAUUUACAUAAAAGGUAAUCUCAUUCUAAAAGUCAGAGGUGUAAUAGUCGCCAAGAAAUGUUCUCUAAACAGGUCUCCAUAUGAUAUCAUGGCAGAAAAAUUCCACCUAGCAGGUGGCAGGUUGGGCUUAGCUAAACCUUUGCAGAAUCAUAAUUUCCACAGUAGCUUUCUGUCUCUCAGGCUGUAUACUGUAGAGCCCUUUCUUAUGGAGUAGAGCUCGUGUGCGUGCCUCGAAAAAUUUUCAAACUUAAAGAACAAUUGCACGAGUCUGAUUCCCCACAUACCCCUUGUCCAGAUUUGCCACUUGAUAAUGUGUUACUACAUUCACUUUGCCACUCUAGACAGCAGUAGUAUUUUUGCUCAACAAUUUGAGAGUAGGUUGCAGACAUCUCAAACCUUUACUCCUGAAGACAUUAGCUUGUAUGUCCUAAAAAGAGACAUUCUCCCAUGUUGUCAUAGUACAGAUUCUUAAAUGGAAUGAAAUCAGGAAAUUUUACAGUGGCACAAUAUAUAGUCUGUAUUAAAAUUUUUGCUAAUCAUCCCAAAAAUGUCCAUUGUAGUAACAGUUUCAAACACAAGAUCAUGCAUUGCCUUUAGUAGUCAUCAAAUUUCGUUGCUUUGGAACGUGUUACUUCUAUUCAGUAUUAGAGGGUGGCCUUUUGACUUUACUCCUGCAAGCUUUGUUGGAGGAAAAAAAAAAAAGACAUUGAUUUUCUAGCAAGCAGCCACCUUGAAAUCCCCAAAUUGCCCAGGUAAGAGGGACUUUUUUGUUUUUAAUUUUGAAAACUUUGGCUGGGUUUUGGUGCCUUGACUCAGCAAAGUCUAUAAUGCAGCAAGGCUUGGUAAGCAUUAGAAGGGGUACUGAAGCUUUCCUUUAUUUCAUAAUCCCAAUUGUUUUUCUAGAAACCAUCAAUAGCCUCUAAAUGACUGACUCAAUUUUUGGAUCCUAUUCUCAUGACUAAGCAAAUGUUUGAUUUGAAACCAGCCCAGUAUAAAUGUCUCUGUGCCUCUAACUCUGUAGCUAUUCCGGAUUUCAGCACUGGGGAAACCAAUCUAUGCACCAAAAUGUCUAAAUCUGGAACCAAGGUAAGUCAACGGUCAUGCUGAUUUUUAGCCUACCACUUUCUUUUCCAGUGUUUCCUUUCUUUUGGAAUGUUUCCUCUUUUCCAAUGUACCUAAUGAUACAUCGAAAGAAAUGUGGAGAAAAACUUUUGCUUCUAUGCCUGAAGGUAAGUAUGAUAGUGUUUUAAAGGUUGAGAAUAGGAGAGAAGGUUAAGAAAUGAUUAUAUUUUCUACUGUAGCAAAAUUACCCAACAGUUUAUUAAGGGUUUAUCUCUAUGUGUGUUACCAUGUUCAGUAUUGUACAGGUAUAUAAUGUGUUCAUAUCAUCAUGAUUUCUGCCUUCCAGCAACUCCUAUUCUAUGAAUUUCCACAGGAAUAGGACAUACUGAUAAGAGGAGUACACGGAGUAGAAAACUUUUAGUGUUCAGUUAAAAGUCCGCUCUGUGAAAUUUAGACUCCAUCAGUGAUGUCCUAAAAGACUAAUCAAGUGAAUUAAAUCCUAUAUAUCCCUUUCAUUCAAGCAGUUAUUUUUAUCCCUUUCCUGAAAGAAAGUGCUUAUUUACGUUAGGAAAAUUGUCUCUAAAAUGUUUGAUUCACAGUUGUUGGACCAGAAAUCGAUCUUUUAGGCAGGGCUUUAGAAAUGAGGGUAUCUACCUUCAUUCUAUUAUUUUAGCUCUUCUGCUCACCAGUGAAUCUAAGGCAAAGCCAUCAGUGCCUGAUUUCCACAGCACCCCCCGUCAACUUGUUACUUUGAAAAGUUUCAAACCCGAUGAAUCUUGAAAGAAAAAGAAAUGUUGAAUGAAUACUUCUAUAUCCCUUACUUAUAUUCUCCAGUUGUUAGCAUUUUGCUAUAUUUGGUCUCUCUGUCUCUUUGUACUAAACCAUUUGACAAUAAAUAGCAGGCUUAAUUCUUUUGCCCUAAGUACUUAGUCACGUUUCUCCAAAAACAAGGGUAUUCUCCUAUAUAAACAUAAUACCAUCUUGUCUCCCAAACUUGUCAUAAAUACCAAAUAUUCAGACUAUAUUCACAUUUCCCCCAGUCGCUUCCCCAAAUGUGCUUCAUGGCUGGCUUUUCCCCUGAUACAGGAUCUAAUCAAGGACCGUGCAUUGCAUUUGGUUGCCAUGUUUCUUUAAACUUUUUCCUUUAGCCUCUUUUGUAUGAAACAGUCACUCUACUUUUUGUUGGUGUUUGAGACACUGACAUUUUUCUAAGUCCAGACCAGGUGUCUAGUACAAAGUCCUGAGAUCUGGAUUUACCUGAUUGUUUCCUCGUGUUUAGAUUCAGACUAAUCAUCUUUGGCCAGAAAGUUACAUAGGCAACAGCAAAUAUUUCCCAUCACGUCAUGUCAGGAGGCACCUGUUAACUCGUUCCAUAAUUGGUUAGUGCCUGAUUUUUUUCCACUUGGAAAAUAGAAUAAUCAUACUUGUUAUCUAAAAGAUUUGGGGAGAAAAAAUGAGACCGUGUCUUUAGUGCUCUGAGGUUCUUGGAAGUAUGCCAUGCAAAUCCCAUUGAAAAGAAUUAGAAGUCCUUAGAGAAAUCCGUGUGCCUUGAUGUAAGACUAUUACAACUGGACCCCCUUAGAUGAAUAUAUCCCCCGUUUUCAAAGAUUUCCAGAGUAGUACUAGUGUGCUCUCUUUUAUUUCUUGUAGCUGGGCUGUUCGCGUGGUUAACUAACUUGCUUGCUAGGCCAAAGGAGCAAGUUAUCUCUUACCCUUUGUCUAUUGCAUUUUCCUUUCCCUCCAUCUUACUAGAAGUUUAAUCAGAGAGUUAUGGGAUUGGCAAAAACAAUGCAUGGUACUAAGUUUGGUUUUGUUACCUUUGGAAUACGUGGCAUUUUUCUUUCUAUUGUAUUGGAUUGGUAGGCUACUUUUCAAGAACUAAGCGGGAAGGAGAGGAAUUUUGUAAUGAUUUCAAGGGAAAUCUCCUGCACUAUUUCUUAGCCUUUCUAUAAAUUUUUUUUGCCCAAGAAUCUCAGCUGACUAUACAGUAGAUGUCAUGGUCCUUCUACAAAUGGAAAUUGAGUAGAAGUACAACAUUCUCUGGGCUCUGAGAUUUGGAAGGUCCCCCGCUGAAAGGAGAGUUUGGUUCUGGAGCUCAGUAAAGGCUCCAUGGCAACACUGUACUUUGUUUCAGCCUUGGGAUGGUUGGCUAGUCUGCCAGAGGGUAGACAGCAAGGUUGCCUUCUAGAACAUCGUGUAUUUUCCACCUUUCAAUAUAGAUGUUAGCCAGGCAAAUGUGCAGUGGGCACUAAGUGUGGGAAACACUGAACUAAGAAAAAGUGAUAUUAACUUUAUUUCUACAGCAUAGCCCUUGCAAAGGCUCUUUUAUGGUAAACAGUUGACCAAAAAACCAAAGGUAAAUUGAAUUAAGGCUGAAUUAAGGAAUAUAGAAUCUAUUUUAUUUUUUAGAGAAGUUACCUUGAUUUUCCUAAAGAUUUUUCCACAGGCUUUGGGAAAAGCAUCUCAGCCUCAGGAUCAGUCUUGUUCCCUUACUAAAAGAGUAAGUGCUGUAUGUUGCACAGAACUAGCUGUGCAGGCAGGAGACCGCAAAGGGAGAUAAGAUAAAAUGAAUCACACGUUACUAACCGGGAGCUUUGCACUGCCAACCACUCCCUUGCCUGCACCUAACUUGUACCUAGCUAUUGGCCUUAGGCAAGGCAUUUAACUUCUUCAUCUGUACCAACAGUAGCAAAAGUUUAUUGGCGAUUAUGAGCCAGAUUACACUAAGUGCUUCAUAGGCAUUUUCCCAUGGAACCUCAGGACAACCCUCCGCAGAGGAUACUGUGAUCCAGUUUUACAAAUGAAGAGUCUGAGCUUUAGAGUGAUGUUCAAUGGCCUAUCCAAGGUCACUGAGCUAGUAGCUAGUGCUGCAGUUUUGUUUUCUAAUCUAUAAACUGGGGUACCGUGUGUCUCCAGCUCUGUGCUAUGCUAAAAUGGGAAAUGGAGCUGGAAGAGAUAUUUGGAAGGGGAAGAAAGGAGAUGAAGCAGAUGAUUUAGGGGUGGGAAGGGCUCAGGAAGCUUGUAGGGAACAGGAAAUACAGGAGUGGAGAGAAAUACAAGAGUGGAAGAGUGGAGAGAGUAGCGUGGAUUAGGGUGGAAGGAAGUACCCAUCAGUAGGCUACAUCUAGAAGGCUCACCUGGGGUAGAAAACAAUGAGGUUUUAUGCCCUUUUACGAAUCAUUCUUGGUGUCUGCCUCUCCCUCAUUCAUUACACCUGAUUAGUCACCAAAUUCUACGUUUCUUUUGACUGUUUCCUCAAUGUCCUUUAUACAGCAGUUGCCUUUUGGUCGGCCUGCCCCAUCUCUCACAUACCCGCGGCAACCACCUGUUUCCACGCACGAACCACUACCUUACGUCUCGCACAUAAUCACCAAAGAGAUUCCAGCAUGCCGUCUGUGUCUUCUGGCUUUAUUUCCUAUUAAUACUUCACCACAUAGUCCAUAUGCACCGAGCUUGAUGAACCACUUGUCCCUAUAAUGGGCCAUAUUCCUUUAUUCCUUUGAACAGGCCAUCCUUUCUUCUUUGCCCCUGGAAACCCUCUACUUAUCUUUCAAUCUUCACCUCAAAAAUCCUCUCAAGGCUACCUGGCUCUCCACUCCUUUCAUAUGAAAAUGGUUGACAUUUUCUCCUUUGAAGCCGAUAAAGCAAAUUAGCCACGAGGUGGCAGCGUAACUCUAGGAAAUUAAGUGCUUGACUCCAUGACACCUGUGAUUUCUUUCACUUUCCCUUCUGAACUUGCAUUCAUCUUGGAGUGUGGAAUUAUAGAACAAGAGGGGACAAACUCUGUAGUCCAUUUGGUCUAGUGGUUUUCAGAACCUGCUUCAUGAAGCCCCAGGAGUGGCUGGGGACUCCUCUCCUGUUGCAAACAGAAAAGUUUUACUGCACAGCCAGGGCUUUCCAUCUAGUCUGGUCCUCAGCUCUGACAAGUGUGAAGCUGGAGCCCAGAGAGCUAGCUUGCCGGAAGUCAUAAGGCCGACUGGAGAGAUGCAGCUCUAGAGGCCAGGUUUAUCAUUUCCGGUUUUUCAGGGCUGCGUGCCGCCAGGCCAUCCAAGGUCUCAGGCUUACCCCAAAGAUUGUGGUAGAGACUUGGUAAGACUUUGAAGCAAACCACGUUUGUGACUUGCCAUCGUGUUACUUUGGAACUACCCUGUUGGCAAAAAAAUAAUAGUGCGGAACACAAAAUAUUGUCAGGUGUAUGCUCUAUAUUCAUGUAAAGUAAACGCUCUAAAGCUAAGGUCUAUGUUUUAUUUUUCUCUCUUUAUCUUCCAUGGCACCUAAUGAAUUUCUGCAUUUGGAACUCACUCGUCUUCCUCAAACGUUUAUUGAAGAUUACUUUCUAUGAAGACAAAAAUUUCCAAGGCCGCCACUAUGACUGUGACUGCGACUGCGCAGAUUUCCACAUGUACCUGAGUCGCUGCAACUCCAUCAGAGUGGAAGGAGGCACCUGGGCUGUGUACGAGAGGCCCAACUUCGCCGGGUACAUGUAUAUCUUACCCCGGGGCGAGUACCCUGAAUACCAGCACUGGAUGGGCCUCAACGACCGCCUCAGCUCCUGCCGGGCUGUUCAUCUGUCUGGUGGAGGCCAGUAUAAGAUUCAGAUCUUCGAGAAAGGAGAUUUUAAUGGUCAGAUGUAUGAAACCACUGAAGAUUGCCCUUCCAUUAUGGAACAGUUUCACAUGCGGGAGGUCCACUCCAGUAAGGUGCUGGAGGGUGCCUGGAUUUUCUAUGAGCUACCCAACUAUCGUGGCAGGCAGUACCUCCUGGACAAGAAGGAGUACCGGAAGCCCAUCGAUUGGGGUGCAGCUUCCCCAGCUGUGCAGUCUUUCCGCCGCAUCGUGGAGUAAUGACAGGGAUGGGGCCACAAGCUGUUUCCUGGGGGCCACCUGCUGGCUGGCCUUGUCAUCCAAAUAGACAUCCUUAAUAAAAACAAUUGG